CAUACAAAAAAUUACAAACAUCGAUGAUUGGCGUUGGGUCUCUUCUGGUAACAACUCAGCGGAUUUGUUAUCUAGGGGUCUAGCUGCUGAAAGGUUAGGUAGUAGUUCAUUAUGGUGGCAGGGGCCCUCCUGGCUUUCCGAGCCCAUCGAGAAGUGGCCUACAUUUCAACUACCCAAAACGGAAAUAACGUUACCCGAAACUGAACAAGAGACACAUUGUAAUAUAAGUACAAACAAGUCAAGCGAGUUAAUUACAAACUUAAUAAAAAAAUAUUCUAACUUAAAUAAACUCAAUCGAGUAUUUGUUUACAUGCGAAGAUUCAUUCACAACUCUAGACAUCCGAACAAUAGAAUAGUCGGGGUCUUAUCAGUAGAUGAAAUGCGACAUGCGUUGCUCGAAUUAAUUAGAUUUGCACAAACAGAAUCGUUCCAAAUGGAGUACAAGUUACUAAAAAAUAGUAAACAACUACCACAAACAUCAAACAUAUUGUGUUUGAAACCAUUUAUGGAAAAUGGGAUUAUUCGAGUAGGGGGACGCCUGGAACAGUCCUCAUACAAUUACGAUAAAAAACACCCAAUACUUCUACAUCACUCACACACACUAACAAUUCUUAUAAUGCGUGGAGAACACAUAAGAUUAAUGCAUGCAGGGCCACAGUUAUUACUUUCAUCUGUCCGCGAGAGAUAUUGGCCGACACACGGUAAGAUCGUCGCUAAUAAGGUUGUACGAGAAUGUAUAACGUGCUUCAGGAACAGUCCGAAGAUCUACUCACCGAUAAUGGGUAAUUUACCAAGGUCAAGAGUAACUCCAGCACCGCCCUUCCUCACAACUGGCAUUGAUUAUGCAGGACCCUUUGCGGUGAGGGACAAAAGGGGGCGUGGUUACAGGUCAUACAAAUGUUACAUAGCAAUUUUUAUUUGUUUUUCGACAAAGGCAAUUCACUUAGAGUUAGUUUCAGGUCUAGAAACUCAGCUCUUCCUGUCUGCGCUGCGAAGGUUUACGUCCAGGCGAGGUAUACCAAAAACAAUACUGCAGCAGAUCCAAUGCGACUUCUGGAGAAGAUGGUCAAGAGACUACAUAGGACUGCUUCAAGAACGCACGAAAUGGAGAAGCUGCAAGGGUGCCGGACUCGACGUGGGUACCAUUGUGCUGAUCAAAGAUGACCGACUGCCGCCCUGCCAGUGGAGGCUGGGACGCAUCGUCGGCUGCUGCCCGGGUCGCGACGGCAUCACGCGGGUCGCAGAGAUGCGUACGGCGCGUGGAAUAAUCAAGAGAGCAUUCAACAAUAUCUGUCCGUUACCGAUUACAUGUUAAAAUGCCUUUUAUUGUAACAAUCAAAUAACUUAUAACUAGUUAAAUCUCAUUUAAUACCCGUAUUGUUCAGUUUUAACAAUUUUGGUCUAUUAGUUACCGAUAAUAUGAUAGGUUGUGGAAUAUUUUAGCUUACACAUUAAAUAAAGGUUAGGCUUCAAUAUUGUAAAUAGUUCGUAGUCGUUAGGAUUUAGAUUCGAAAUUUAAAUAUUAAAAAUACAAAUAAGUAACUACUUAAUUAAAUCUGUUAUAUUAGUACCAUCUAACUAUUGAAUUAAACGUGCUAAUAACAUGAGUUUCAUUUCCUUAGAUAGGUAGGUAAUAACAGAUAAAUAAAUUAUUAUUUGGGCAUAAGCGCCAUUCGAAACCAAAUACCUAACUAGUUUCUAAUUAGAAUCUUGGGGCGCAGCAUGUUAACUGUGUUAACAAUAUAUUAGCGCCAUCUAUAAAUUAGAAGGUUUAACUACUUAGUUUCCUAUGUAAACACAGCGUUAUCUCGCAGGCUACUUGCAUAGAUCGAUUAUUAAGCAUUACUACGCUAUUAAGUUCCUAUACAUCCUGCUAGAUGGCGCAGUGUCGGGGGUGGUGGUAGCAUAUAAGCCGCUACAGGCGGAGUCUCGGCCUCUUUCCACGGGACCUCGCUGUACAAGCAACAAUAAACUAGUAUCCAGUAUUACCAA
This is a messenger RNA of Plutella xylostella (diamondback moth), 1992 nucleotides long. The record is from RefSeq and is a predicted model, not a curated record. Lineage: Eukaryota; Metazoa; Arthropoda; Insecta; Lepidoptera; Plutellidae.